AUGGGCAUCAAGAAAAUGUUCCUGAAAAAGGAACCCACCGAACAAGAGCUCCGAGAAAACCUCCAGAAAGUCGGCAUUUCUACGCGAACCGACGGCGGCCGCCAGGAGAAGUUCGGUGCGUUCAGAGCGUAUGCUCAAGAAAGACUGGCCCAGAAACCGGGCUACGCGCCCGUCAAUCCCUACGCAAACAUGAAUGCGGCUGGGGCCGGUGCUGCGGGAGGCCAGGGCUCAAAUCCGUAUGCGAAUCGGGAAGCUGACGGCGAAGAUAUCGGUGGUAGUAGUAGUAAUGGUGAUAGUCCAUACUCAUCUUCUAGACAGAAUCCAUACAGUAGAAGUUCUGGCCAGGGUGCUGGUUCUGGCCAGAGUGCUGGUGGACCUUCUGCAGCCAGAAACCCCUACCAAAGAACCUCUUCUAGAGCCGCUGCAGGCGCCCUGACUAGAGACGACGAAACGCUCGAUUUGAACGAUAUCCCCAGCAUCGCGCCCGCCGUGCGCUUCAACAAACCAAAACGCAACAUGGCAGCGGGCGGCAUGGACUCGGAAACGUUGGAUCUCAACGAUCUCCCCGACGAGGACGACCUCAAUGUAGACAGCUUCAUGCCCGAACAGGAACAGGUCAAUUCCGAGGACGAAGAGGUGGAGGCCAUCAAGCAGGACAUUCGCUUCACCAAGCAAGAGUCUUUGGCUCUGACGCGCAACACGUUGCGUAUGGCGCAGGAGGCCGACGCCUCGGGUACCAACACCUUGGGAAUGUUGGGAUCGCAGUCCGAGCGUCUAUACAAUGCAGAGCAGAACCUUCUUUUGGCAGACACACAGACCAAGAUUGCCGAGGAGAAGGUCAAGCACUUGAAGAAGUUGAACCGGUCCAUCUUCAUCCCCGUGGCUGCAGGCAACCCGUUCAACAGAAAGUCCAAGUUGCGCCAGCAAGAGCAGAAGCUCAAAACAGAAAAACAGCAGGAGAAGUAUCUCCGGGAGACAAACCGCCAAGGUGUCUAUGCGAGCGAGCAAAGAGUCAAGCAGGGCAUCACCAACUCUGCCACCAACUCAGACACCUACAACAAGUACCAGGGAGAGAAGUAUCUCGGCGCCGCGCAGCGGUACCAGUUUGAGAACGACUCCGAGGACGACGAGAUGGAGAAGGAGUUGGGCGCCAAUUUGGACCAGAUCCAUGCGUUCUCCAAGAAGUUGAAGAACACGGCCACGGUCAUCGGCCAAGAGGUGGAGGCGCAGAAUUCCAGAUUGAGAAGAAUCGAGGAGGACGCUGAUAGACUCGACAUCAACGUGCAUCUCAACAGUUCGCGGUUGAGCAACAUCCGGUAG
Molecule: messenger RNA, 1320 nt
Organism: Australozyma saopauloensis
Lineage: Eukaryota; Fungi; Ascomycota; Pichiomycetes; Serinales; Metschnikowiaceae
Gene: SEC9
Product: Sec9p
Exons: 1
Coding region: 1-1320 (439 amino acids)
Biological process (GO): vesicle fusion; exocytosis
Cellular component (GO): SNARE complex; plasma membrane
Molecular function (GO): SNAP receptor activity; syntaxin binding
Source: RefSeq, a predicted model, not a curated record